CACUAUUAUAUGUAGCGCUCAUGUUCUGCUUCCCACGUUGAUAGGUAUGUAUGUGAUCGUAUUGACAUAUUCUUUGUAAACUUUAGGGAGAUCUGACGUGACAAAAGACCGUUUUGGUGCAAUUAGAAGAUCGAAGAGUGUGAGUAAAAUGGUCGGGAAAAUCAAGCGAACACGACAGAAACUUCACCAGGCAGCAGUGAAGCUUGGUUCUGACAGCGGAGUGAGGUCCACAUCGUUGUUGGGCCAGGACGAAGCGCCGAUACCAGUGGGCACUAAAGAAUCUUCAACGUUAUUCCCCAAAUUUAUAAAGACGAGCAUUGCAGAUGACGCCUCGGAAAAACAGACACAGAGGCGUGAAAACGACAAUGAAAAGCGUUUCGAUGUUUUUCCCUCAUCAGUCUUUUCGGGAACCAAAAUCAGUCCCGAAGCUUUAGUGCAGACGUUGAAGUUUGAAGAUGCACCCAGUGUAACUCCAGUCCAGUCAGGGGCGGAGGGGAAGAAGCAACAGACGAAGAAGGAGAAGAUGAAGGAGCGGAGAGAGAGGUGGCUGAACAAGAUCAGCGUCAUUAAGCAGGCGAAGGAGCAGCAGGUGGCACAGGCCCGAAGGAGAGCCACUCCCGUGGUGGGGGAUAUGCAGCCCCUGGCCGACGCACUGCCAGAGCUGUCCCAGUUGGUCACCACCAGCAGGACGUCCACACACAGGAAGGCCAGAGUCCCUGUGAAGAAGAAGCCAGAACCCACAGACUUCAGUUUGAUGAAACCGGCCCAGAAGCGGAAGCUACUGGACACUGAAAUCUCCAGGUUUAGCGAGGCUGUGAAAAACCCCGCCUUCAAAUCCAACUCCCUCGCUGCCAUUGGAGAGCACCUGCGAAAGAGACUGAAACAGGAAGAGGAGCAGGGCCCCAGUUAACCCCCGAGCUGCCGGAGCAGGAGUGGAGUGGGACUCGAAGCUCUGUUCACCCGAAGAGAAAAAAAAGCCAUACAUAACUAAGACCCGCAUGAGUAACACCUGGCUCCCUGAAGCCCCCUUUGAAGCUGGAGCUUUGAGAGAGCAACACUUGUAGAUUUUAAAAAAAGUAUGGACAGAUGGAGGAGGGGAGGUAGUGCUGUGUUGCUCUAUAGCCCCUUACUCUUAGGCCCUGACACUAGUCAGCAGGGAAUCUUGGCCAUUGCUUGAUUAACAUCAGAGAUUCUCUCCAUGGUCUUCCACUCUGUUUUUAACACUGUUUUCUCAAGGACUUUGGCAUCAGGAGUCUCAAUGGUAACGGCUCCGUGUUGAACACUGUCUUUGAUAAUGGAGCGAAGGAACAUAAGUUAGAUCAUCUGUUGUGCUGUGUUUCUUUGCCCAUAUUAAACUAAGCGCUGAAACCCUCUGC
Molecule: messenger RNA, 1376 nt
Organism: Megalops cyprinoides (Indo-Pacific tarpon)
Lineage: Eukaryota; Metazoa; Chordata; Actinopteri; Elopiformes; Megalopidae
Gene: slx9
Product: family with sequence similarity 207 member A
Exons: 6
Coding region: 149-910 (253 amino acids)
Biological process (GO): maturation of SSU-rRNA from tricistronic rRNA transcript (SSU-rRNA, 5.8S rRNA, LSU-rRNA)
Cellular component (GO): nucleolus; 90S preribosome; preribosome, small subunit precursor
Source: RefSeq, a predicted model, not a curated record